Molecule: messenger RNA, 938 nt
Organism: Neoarius graeffei (lesser salmon catfish)
Lineage: Eukaryota; Metazoa; Chordata; Actinopteri; Siluriformes; Ariidae
Gene: c1ql3a
Product: complement component 1, q subcomponent-like 3a
Exons: 2
Coding region: 22-792 (256 amino acids)
Molecular function (GO): protein binding
Source: RefSeq, a predicted model, not a curated record
GCCGGGGUGCUCGGAGUGGUCAUGGUGCUCGUGCUGGUCGUGCUCAUCCCGGUGCUGGUGAACUCGGCCGGCACUUCGGCACAUUACGAGAUGCUCGGCACGUGCAGGAUGGUGUGCGAUCCGUACGGCACCAAAUCCCCGAGCAGCACGGCCACGGCAGACACGGCGGCGCGCGACACCGGUCUCGUGCAAUCACUUCCCACUUUCAUCCAAGGGCCGAAAGGAGAGCCGGGACGGCCCGGGAAGACGGGACCGCGGGGACCGCCUGGAGAGCCAGGUCCUCCAGGACCCGCAGGCCCGCCUGGAGAGCGGGGAGAGCCGGGACGGCCAGGCUUACCAGGACCCCCGGGGCCAAACGGCGCUGGCGCUAUCAGUGCCGCCACCUACAGCACCGUGCCAAAAAUCGCCUUCUACGCGGGCCUUAAGAAGCAGCAUGAGGGCUACGAGUUGCUUAAGUUCGACGAUGUUGUCACUAAUCUGGGGAAUCACUAUGACCCGACCACAGGAAAGUUUACCUGCUCCAUACCGGGAAUCUAUUUCUUUACUUAUCAUGUGCUGAUGCGGGGUGGAGACGGUACCAGCAUGUGGGCAGACCUCUGCAAAAACAACCAGGUGCGCGCAAGCGCCAUCGCACAGGACGCGGACCAGAAUUAUGACUACGCCAGUAACAGCGCGGUGCUGCAUCUGGAGCCUGGGGAUGAAGUGUAUAUCAAACUGGACGGUGGCAAAGCGCACGGAGGCAACAACAACAAAUACAGCACCUUCUCUGGCUUUAUCAUCUAUGCCGAUUAGGACACGAGCUUUCUUCCUCUUCCCGGGCUUUUCCGAGCCAUGUCCUCCUUUUCGCACUCACUUUUCCUUUUCAACCUCAAGUCUCCCCUCCAGAGCCAGUGGCUGGUGACACACUCCCUCAUCCGUGCCAUUCACCUGUUAGUGUA